Molecule: messenger RNA, 891 nt
Organism: Diplodia corticola
Lineage: Eukaryota; Fungi; Ascomycota; Dothideomycetes; Botryosphaeriales; Botryosphaeriaceae
Product: d-arabinitol dehydrogenase
Exons: 4
Coding region: 1-891 (296 amino acids)
Cellular component (GO): intracellular anatomical structure
Molecular function (GO): oxidoreductase activity, acting on NAD(P)H, oxygen as acceptor
Source: RefSeq, a predicted model, not a curated record
AUGCAGAGUACCGCUGCGGCGGCCCCGGUGCCGACGUUGCCUUUCUUUUCGCUCGCGGGCAAGACGGCCGUCGUCACCGGAGGAGCACGUGGACUGGGACUCGCCAUGAGUAACGCCCUGGUCUUGAGCGGAGCCAACCUCGCAAUUGUUGAUUUGAACGUGGACGAGGCCGCCCGGCAAGCCCAAGCCAUUACGAAGACAUUCAGCGAGACGUACCCGGACCAGAAAAAACACAACACCAAACCAGCCCAACUAAGUCAGCCCCGGAAAAGACCCCCGAAGGUAACCGCCCACCACGCCGACGUCUCGUCCAAACCCGCCGUCGACGCCGCCCUCGCCGAAAUCCUCACCGCCCACGCCGGCGGACCCAUCACCAACCUCAUCGCCUGCGCCGGCUUCUGCGAAAACACAGCCGCGAUCGACUUCCCGCCCGAGCGCAUCAGACGCAUGCUCGCGGUCAACGUCGAAGGCACGUACCACUGCGCCACCGCCGUCGCCAAGCACAUGAUGGCACGCGGGACCGCCGGCAACAUGGUCUUCGUCGGCAGCAUCUCCGGCAGCGUCGUGAACUACCCGCAGCGGCAGAGCUUGUAUAACGCGUCCAAGGCGGCGGUUAGGCAUCUGGCUGCGAGCUUGGCGGUGGAGUGGGCGGGGGACGGGAUUCGUGUGAAUUGUCUUAGUCCUGGGUAUAUGCUUACGGAGGUGGCUAUGAAUGCGCCGAUUCUCAAAGAGGAUCCCGGGUUGAAGGCGAGAUGGGAGGCGAUGAUCCCGCUGGGGGAGAUGGGUGCGCCCGAGGACUUGAUGGGGACGGUGGUUUUCUUGUCGUCGGACGCGUCCAGGUACAUUACCGGCCAGGAGAUCAAGGUUGAUGGCGGGUAUACCGUGUGUUGA